Gallus gallus (chicken) is the source of this 1147-nucleotide messenger RNA. RefSeq names its product translation initiation factor IF-2-like. The transcript has 2 exons. Lineage: Eukaryota; Metazoa; Chordata; Aves; Galliformes; Phasianidae. The record is from RefSeq and is a predicted model, not a curated record. Bases 587 to 1147 code for a protein of 186 amino acids.
GCGGUGAGCGGGCGGCGGGUUCCGUCCCGACGGGCUCCCCGGGAUCCCGAGGAGGCAGCGGAGAGCUCCGCCCGGCAUAGCGCGGCACGGCCGGUAGCGAGCGGGGAUCUCCCCUGCUCCGCCCGGGUCCCCGCCGCAAAGUUCCUCCAAGUGAUCGAUUGGCGGUGCGAGCACCUCCUCGCACUAUCGGCGACUGACGCCUCUGAUGUAAUCAAGUUACAUAAUCACCGUCUUUUUUUUUUCUUUUUUCUUUUUUUUUUUUUCCCCUCCACAAAUCCAUCCAUCCAUCUUCCUACGGGAAGAUCUGCAUAUCUUCGCCCAUCCAUUAUGCAUGAAGCCACGGGCAGCACAGAAGGGUAUAGAUCUCCGCGCACACUAUGGAACUUUGGCGCUGCGGUGCCUCGCACCGUGCAGCGCCAUCGCUACCCGUUCCCUCAGCCUUCCCCUAUCCCCUCUAUCAGAACCGAUUUUGCAGAGAACGAGCGAGGUGCGUCGCUUUAAGUCCCUUACAGGCUGAAGUGCUUCCCCUGUGCUCUCAAUCGCUCGUUCCUCUCCCUUCCUCGCUCACACCACAGCCAACAGAGGGAUGACUCCCACGCAGCCCCCAGCACAGAUGCACGAAGCACCGCAGACAGGAUCUCUGUUUGCAAAUCUGCAACUCCCAUGCACGUGGUCUGAGUUCCCGCAGGAGUCCUCCUCGCUGUCCCUCCGGUGCGAUCCGGUCACCACGCUGCGCUCCCGGCCGGAGAAGCCCCGCGUUCAGUCCCGGGGCUGCGCUCGCCACGAGUGCCGGGGACGCGGCGCCCGGCCAUCCGCCGCCGCCAGCUCCGCCGCGGGCGCAGGUAAUUCCAUACAGACUCCGGCGCCCCCCUCCCGCCCCCCCCGAGUCGCCCCUUCCUUCCUACUUCACAAAGUGCCCGCGCCGCCGGCGGGAGGUACCAUCCAGGUGCGGCGGGGGGAGGAGGGGCGGCCGGCCUGGGGGCAGCGCCGCGUCCGAGGGCCGGGGCCGGGCUGCGCGCACCGAGGACCAGGAGAGGCGGCCCGGCGGGGCUUCCUGCUGCGGGGGGCGCCGGGGGAGGGCGCUUCCCGGCUCCUCACCGCCGUGCCAACGGGGGAGGGGGAGUGGAGGGAAAAGAAAAAUCUCUAG